This is a messenger RNA of Aspergillus nidulans FGSC A4, 1692 nucleotides long. Its product is annotated as putative MFS alpha-glucoside transporter. Gene Ontology annotation, biological process: proton transmembrane transport; carbohydrate transmembrane transport; transmembrane transport. Gene Ontology annotation, molecular function: transmembrane transporter activity. The record is from RefSeq and is a predicted model, not a curated record. Lineage: Eukaryota; Fungi; Ascomycota; Eurotiomycetes; Eurotiales; Aspergillaceae. Gene Ontology annotation, cellular component: membrane. The transcript has 2 exons. Bases 26 to 1648 code for a protein of 540 amino acids.
CAUAGACAAGGAUGAGUGCCGAGCGAUGUCUGGGUCUGAGAAAAAAGUCAACCUGGUCCAGGUGAUCCCUGCCGAGUCAGAAACAGACGUCCAUGAGGCAGCGCUCUCGUACGAGUUCACCAAGGAUGAGCAUACCCUCACCUUCUGGGCCGCUGCCCGGCGGCACUGGCCUGCUCUGGCAUGGGGAAUGUUCAUGAAUCUGGCCACAGUCCUCAAGGGCAUCGACGGGGGCGUGGUGAAAGGCCUCGUCGGGCUAGAUGUCUUCAAGGCCACGUACGGCUACUACAAUGCAAGCAAGGGCGAGUACAUGUUGGCCGCCCAGUGGCUUUCGGCGUUCAACUACGCCAACCUCCUCGGCGCGAUCGUCGGCGCUCUUCUGUCGGCGGUCGCCUAUGAUCGGUUCGGGCCCCGGGUCAUGAUCGCUGUCUGCUCGGUCUGCUCGAUCGCGUUCAUCUUUAUCCAGUUCUACAGCGAGACGCCGGCGCAGCUGUUCGUCGGCCAGCUGGUCAACGGGUGCAUCAUCGCCUUCUACCCGAUCUGCGCCUCUGCCUAUGUCGGCGAGGUGACGCCGUUGGUUCUGAGGGGCUUCGCGGCGACAAUGACCAAUCUCGCCUUCAGCAUCGGCAGUCUCGUCGCCAGUGGGAUCCUCAAAGGCACCGAGCCGCUCGCGACGACGUUGUCGUACAAGAUCCCCAUCGCGUCGCAGUGGGCAUUGCCCCUGGUCAUGCUGAGCCUGGUCUACUUUGUGCCUGACCCGCCCUACUGGCUCGUACGUAAGGGCCGUACGGAGGAUGCGCUACAGAGUCUUCGCCGUCUGGCUGCUAGUGGUGUCGAUGUCGGCCACAAGCUGGCCCAUAUCCGCGAGACACUGCGGCUAGAAGAGAGCUUCAGCUUGCAGGGGUCGACCAGGCCCAGUUACCUCGAGUGCUUCCGCGGGCCGAAUCUCCGGCGACUGACGAUCUGCGUGAUGGCGUAUAGCAUGCAGGCGUUUACGGGAAACGUGUUUUUCAUCUCGUAUGCGGUGCACUUUAUGGAACUCGCGGGGCUGGAUGCGGCCGAUGCUUUCUCCAUGAAUCUGGGACUGACAGGCGUUGGAUUCCUGGGCACCUGCAUCUCCUGGUUCCUGCUUUCCUACCUUGGAAGACGGACGAUGUAUCUGUUCGGCUGCUGCUCGCUGGCACUUGUGCUCUUCGCCGUGGGCGCGGUGGACCUCGCCCCCCGGCAGGCGGCAGCGAGAUGGGCGCAAUGUGCGCUCAUGCUCCUCUGCACAUUCAUCUACGACCUCUCGCUGGGACCCUUCUGCUAUGUGCUGCUGGCGGAAGUAUCAUCUGCGAGACUGCGGGGCUUCACAAUUGCCUUGUCAACAGUCGCCUGUUUUGUGUGGAGUGUUGUCUUUGCGGUCGUGAUUCCGUAUGCGAUGAAUGAAGACCAGGGGAAUUGGCGCGGGAAGAUGGGGUUCUUUUUCGCUGGGACGAGUACAUUGUGCGCAGUUUACUGUUACUGGUGCUUGCCGGAGACUAGGGGGCGGACAUUUGAGGAGCUGGAUGUGCUGUUUGAGCAGAAGGUGCCGAGUCGGAAGUUUGCGAGCGCGACGGUGAACAUCAAUCUCUCUACAGACGAAGGCUCUCGUAGAGAAGCCAGAGUAUAAGGAUAGAGGACGAAAAGCCAUUCUAGCCUUACUAUCAUUACAGC